Molecule: messenger RNA, 2095 nt
Organism: Vespula pensylvanica (western yellowjacket)
Lineage: Eukaryota; Metazoa; Arthropoda; Insecta; Hymenoptera; Vespidae
Product: angiotensin-converting enzyme-like
Exons: 13
Coding region: 134-2074 (646 amino acids)
Biological process (GO): proteolysis
Cellular component (GO): plasma membrane
Molecular function (GO): metallopeptidase activity; peptidyl-dipeptidase activity
Source: RefSeq, a predicted model, not a curated record
UUCCUUUUGUUUCGUGUAUGUGUGUGUGUGUGUGUUUUUUUUUUUGAUAUAUGUAUAUAAAUUUUAUAAAAAUACAAUAACGUUUUUAAAGAAAUAAAAUCUGAGAUGUUUGUUCUGAUAUAAUUUCUCAAUAAUGAUGACGAGAAUCAUUUUAUCGAUCAUUUUAUUUUCUCUUUGUUCUAUCGAAAUCCAAAGCAAAUAUGUCGAGGGACUCAAUGUCGACUUGGGUGAAGCUUUACAAUUUUUACGUGAAUAUGAAAGAGAAGCUUCGUCUAUGUGUACCAGAGUGAUGACUGCUCAAUGGAAUUUUGGUACUAAUGUCACCGAAUCGACCAAAAGAAAAAUGUUGGACGAGCAAACGUUGAAAUUAAAAUUCGAAAGAGCAUCAUGGCGAAAAGCAGUGAGUUUUGCUUGGAGUCGUAUACCAGAUCCUUUAGCAAGGAGAGAAUUAAAAAUGAUUGUUAUAAGAGGACGAAAUGCUUUAACAGAUGACAAAUUUAACGAAAUACAUCAGCUGAUCGUUGAGAUGAAAGAUAUUUACAGUAGAACGAGAUUGUGUCCUUACAGAAACAUGGGAUCGAAUUGUAAUUUAAGUAUAGAUCAUGAUAUUAGCAAAAUUAUGACACAAUCUAAGGAUUAUGAUGAACUUCUCUAUUACUGGCAUGCUUGGCACGAAGCUAUAGGGCCACCGCUUAAAAAUAAUUUUAUGAGAUAUGUACAAUUAAGUAAUCAAGCAUCCAGACUCAAUGGAUUUGCCGAUACCGGAGAUCAAAUGAGAGAAUUUUUCGAAGACGAACACUUGGAACAAAACAUGGCAGAAGUGAUAUAUGCAAUAAUGCCAUUAUAUAAAAAUCUUUUUACAUAUGUGAGAAGAAAAUUAUUUGAAAGAUACGGCGAUAGAAUUAGAAAGGAUGGGCCAUUACCGGCACAUAUUUUGGGUAACAUGUGGUCACAAAAUUGGGAGGGAAUUUAUGAUUUAGUUCAACCCUUUCCAGCGUCUACCAAACUCGAUGUUACAUUGGAUAUGAUGAUACAAGGUUAUACACCGUUGAGAAUGUUUCAAAUUGCCGAAGAAUUUUUUACUUCUCUUGGAAUGAAACCAAUGCCACCAGAAUUUUGGAGAUUUUCAAUGUUCGAGAAACCGAUCGAUCGUGAAGUUAUGUGCACAGCCGGUGCAUGGGAUUUUUGUAAUACCAUCGAUUACAGAAUAAAACAAUGUACCAAAAUAACGAUGGACGACUUAUUAUCGACUCAUCACGAAAUGGCACACCUGCAAUAUUACUUGCAAUACAAAGAUCAGCCAAUAAUAUUUCGAAAAGAAGCUAUUCCUGGUUUUCACGAAGCAGUGAGCGAUGCAAUAGUACUAUCAGUCAUGACACCUCAACAUUUACACAAAAUUGGUUUACAUAACAAUUCAACGGAUGGUUACGAGAGUAAUAUUAAUUUCCUAAUGCUUAUGGCACUUCGCAAAUUGGCUUAUAUUCCCUUCGCGUAUAUAAUCGAUCAAUGGAGAUGGCGUGUUUUUAACGAAGGAGUCGAAGAUAUGACUACAAGAUGGUGGGAAUUAAGAUUGCAAUACCAAGGCAUAGUUCCACCAGUUGUAAGAACCGAAAGAGAUUUUGAUCCAGCAGCAAAGUAUCAUAUCUUGGCUGACAUACCUUAUGCACAAUAUUUCGUGGGUACGAUUUUACAAUUUCAAUUGUUCCAAUCGCUAUGCGAAAUUUCUGGACACACGGCUGAACUACAUACUUGUGAUCUAUAUAGAUCACGUGAUGCUGGAAGAUUAUUAUCCGACGUAUUAUCAAUCGGUGCUUCGAGACAUUGGCACGAUGUUGUGAGACAAAUGACCAGGGGCAAAUCCAAUAGAUUAGAUGCCGAUGCGAUAAUGAAAUAUUUUCAACCAUUGUACGAAUGGCUAAAGCGACAAAAUGAGAUGGAACCUGUAAUAGGUUGGAUCACAAUUCAAGAAGAUACAGCAUUGUUCGCACAUUGGCAUCAGAAUCGAGCUAAUAAUUUUACAAGUAUCUCCAUAUUUUUUAUCCUCGUUGUAGCCUCGAAUAUAUUCUUCUUCUGAACGAUCAAAGUUCAAGGACUG